CUUUUAAUAUUUCUGACAAGAUUCUUUGUGCCACUACCGAUGGAGGCGCUAACAUGGUUUUGGCAAUGCGAUUGCUAAAGGAUAAAUUAAUUUUAAAAAAUUAUAAUUUUCACUUUCAACCUUGUUACUGCUUGGCACACAUAUUGAAUCUUAUCGUUACAACUGGGUUAUUACCUAUUAAAUUAUCAAUUGAAAAAGAUUUUAAAGAACUUGGUAAAAUGGUUGGUGAAGGUGAAUCGACUCGUAAAAUUCUACAGAAUGUUUCAACUCAUUGGAACAGUACUUAUCUUAUACUUUUAGCCUAUGUAACCAUGCCUACGACUAUUUCAGCUAUAAUUAGACGUAAUAAAAAUCUUGAAAAAUUUAAACUUACCUCACAAGAUGAAACUAAUCUUCAAGUCACAACCCAGUUUCUAAAGCCAUUUUAUGAAACCACUAACGUACUUUCUGAUAGCACAUAUACAACUUUAGGUAUUUCGAUUCUGCUAAUCAACGACAUCGUUGAAAAUGUUUCAGCAUGCAUUCAGGAUCCAACGAGUUCAGAAUUUCUCAAAAUAGCUGCAAUUCAAAUAUCAGAAAAAAUUCAAAAAUAUACUAACGAAAUUUAUGACAAAAUAGCGUUUAUAGCUGCUAUUCUUGAUCCUUGGAUUAAACUAGAAUUAAUGCCUAUUGACAUGAAUAAUGAAGCAAAUCACACCAUUUUUAAUAAU
Messenger RNA from Dentiscutata heterogama, 710 nucleotides. The record is from the annotation of a GenBank genome assembly. Lineage: Eukaryota; Fungi; Glomeromycota; Glomeromycetes; Diversisporales; Gigasporaceae.